GGGAUCAGCAUCAACAUCAAGCAAGGCCAGGCCUAGGCGGUCAAGGGGUCGGCGGUGCUGCAGUCUUCUGCGGCCCGGGCCGCCCGUCCGGGGCCACCAGACCGGACACCCCCGCCGCCUCGAGAGCGGCGACUGUCUUUGGGGUGGCCGAGGAGUGCGUGAUGGCAUCCGCGUCGUCUCGUGCGUGCGCCGAGAGCCGUUUCAUCCAGGCGUCGCGUAGCGCGCUGACGAUGCUGCGUCGGAGACGCACGUGCUGCAAUGCCACCGCUGCGAACAGGCCCUUUCUGGACGUUGUCGACUGGAGGCGAAUGGCACGGGUCCACCACGCCCACGGCUAGCGCAGGCGGGGCCUCGAGGGGUGGCGCCGGCGCGGCAGCAGCGAACAAGGUCCGCCGCCACGCCAGGUGCCUGCAAGCGCCGGCUGCGUCGCGCCGGGUUACGAGAAGCGCCGCGGUGCUGCGCAGAAUGCGGAAGAGGAGACCAUGAGCGAAAAGUUCUCCAAAGAUCCGCCGCCGGGCGGAGGCACUGGCUCGCGGGGGCAACCGCCACCCGGCGUGCCAGUGCCGGAACAGCCCGAAGACAACCGAGAACCACCACUUCAGCGGCUUUCCUCUGAGUCAAAGAAUGGAAGAGUUGCCGACCAAGAGGGUAAGCAGGAAGCGGCAUCAUCGACCAAGUGCCAGUCGCAGCCCGACGUCGUACAGUUCACCAGGAGUUUUGGCAACUACCGGGUGGAGCAACACCUGUCGCGCGACGAUGUGGUCGAUCAGGACGGCCGUCAGCCCUUCAAGUCCGCCAGCCUGGGCAUGGGCACAGUGUCCAGCAUACGGUACACCAUGUCCAGAACAGUGCCCUUGCAGGUGGAGCCCGGAGACCUGCCGAUGAUGGGCUCUGAUGCACCGGGCGGAGUUUCCGCGAGUGGUGGUGGUGGUGCCACCGACGCCGCUACUGCGAGCACCCGGGCCGCGUCCACGGCCCCGCGACCACAGCACGUCAACAUCGUGGUCAUGCUCAACUCGACCACCUCCGACGCCGGGAACAGCAAGUCCGGCACCUCAGCACAGUCGUCGCCGAAAAAAUUUGAAAUUCCUGUGCCACGCGCAAAAUCUUUGUUCGAAGUCGGCUCUGCGGACAGGAGCAUGAAGCCCGAGUUCAGCAGCGGCGGGGGCGCCAAGAAGUCACGCUCUGUCAACCUCGAGCACCUCAAGGAACAGGACGUCGCUGAGCUCGUGCGCUUCCUGAACGCCGCUUUCGCGGCGCAGAGAACGGACUCGACGACAAUGCCACCAUGUGACAUCCUGUCUUCUUUAGCCAGUGGUCGAAGAACCAUUCGGUUUGACGCAAACGACGGUACCGGUGGCCUGUCUCCGACGUCAAAGCCUGAUACGCGUGAGGAAAGCGUCCAGGCUGAGCAGCCACCAACGCCCACGCGUGCCACCGGCUCGCAGACGGAAGGAUUAGUACCGGACGGAGCUAUUUUUCAAAUGCCCCAGCAACUGGCAGGCGAGAGGGCAAGAGGUCCCACUGAGAGGCUGUACUUGCUGAGCGAAGAGCAGAUCAAGCAAGCGUUUGGCAGCGAUGAUGUCAUUGUGCGGUUCCCUCACAUGGACGUUCCACUCCGGCGAGUAAGCUCAGAUCGCGGCAGAGGGACAGGCUCAACGGAAAGCAGUGGAGGCAGACCAGAGAUACCCAGCUGGCUGCAAGAGUUCUUCACCAAACGUGACGGCACUGUGGCCGCCAAGCCUCGCCGCUCCCUGGAAGCGCAAGGUCCGGUGGCCGCGAUCAUUGAGGAAACAGAAAUACCUCAAACAGUAGGAGUCGAAUCGUAUCAACCAGUACUGGCAGGAAGCGCCCUCGUCGAGCUUCAAGAGAAAGCAGCCGACAGUGCUGAACUUAUGGAACGGGCAACGCCGCUGGAGAUGCAGCUAUCGCCAGCGGAAAUCUUGCGAGAAAAGAAAUUAGAGUCACCCGGAGGUCCUUUUCAGGGCACUUGGGAGCCAGAAGUUGAAGACGCAAAGAAAGUGACAGGCAAAAAGCUUGAAGAACGACGACCGCGAGAUGACGCAUCGGCCGCCAUUGAAGCUGUCGGGAAUGAAGCUAAGACAACGCUCGAUUUGGCGCAGAAAUCGCCCGAAGAAGUGCCCAACGUUGAAGCGAGGGUCUGGACAGCUGAUACUGGAGCGGAACUCGAGGAGUCGACUUCGGAGGAUGAAGUUCUUGAAGCUGUGGUAAACAAAGGGAAGCGCAAGCGCUCAAAGAGAGCAUCCCAAUCUGUGGCUCUCGUUGUCUUACCCACGCCUGACGAAACAGAAUUGAGUCUACGUGAUGCUGUAAAAGUUACUGUAACGGACACCUUGGAGAAACAGUCCGCGAUCGAAGGGACUAUUGCGCCGCCACUUGCACAGCAAGAAUGUCUCGCAAUCACUUAUGACGGAGCUGAGUCUGCAGAACUGGCAGCAAGGAGGCCCGACGGGGCGCCUACUGAGCGAAAGAAGCGUCAGGAAAAGGCGCUGCCAGUAUCCGCACGGGAUGAUGCAACAGAGGCCGCAAUGGGAGCUCCCCAAGAAGCAGGUACAGAAACUAUAGAACACAAUAUUCCUGAAAGAACUGUUACGGAGAAGUUGGACGUGACAGAAACCGGUGAAAAAGUAUCAGCAGAGGCCCGCCAAGAAUUCGCGGAAGGAUUCCCGACGCAGAAGCUAGAAGGAACCCAACUUUCGGCAACCAGGAAGGAAUCACAUGAAUUCUCACCGGCUGAGGUGUGGCCAGAGUACGGCAAAGAAGCGAGGGCGGAGGAAGGUGACCAAGAGUCUGCUCCUCCAAAGCCAAUGUCAACGGAGGCGCCUUUAGUGGGAGAGGUGCCAGCCAUAACAGAAGUGCCGACAGAGCGCCAACCAUCUGCGAUUGAGCUUUUCCCACUAGAGGAGGUACCAGCAGUUGAGUGGAAGCCUAGCGCUGAGGAGCUUUUGUCCCUAGUGGCUCCUCCAAAAGUUACUGCCGCAGAAUGUCAGGUUCCCGAAAUGGCACCGUUAGAAAAGCCGUUGGUAGAACAUUCACAUUCCCUCGAGCUUGUCUCAACGGAAGAAGCUCCACAGAUCGAGUGGAAACAAGCGAGCGCCGAGGAACUUUCAGAAAUUGGUCCUCGGAAGUUUGUGGAAGAAGAAGCGCGAGCAGCUCUGGAGACUCCAGCAACACUAAGAGAGGUUGAACCAAUGCUUAAAAUUCGACGCACGACGUCGGAAGAAGCACCGCACCUCGAGGGAGUGUCCAGCACUGGUGAAAUGUCGGAGGAGUUUUCCGGGCUUCCUACGAUGGAAUUUCUGCUCGCACAGAUCCCAGGCUUGGAGAAGGCUCCAGUUCGCCAAGCACCAUCCGGUGAGCUUAUUAUGUCUGAGGGAACACCGUCGAUAGAAUAUCAACCACUUUACCCGAAAGCCACGCAGCCGUUAGGUGAAACCUUGGAAAGAGCUCCUCCAAAGCGUAAAAGAUCAGGUCAGUUCGCAGGAUCGGAAGAAACACCACCAAUCGAAUGGAAAGCCAGCUUCGUAGAGCGGUCAGACGACUUCGCGCCGCAGUGGUUGCGGCCGGAGCAAGGUACUAACCGAGUCGCCGUCACCAGGGGGCUUCCACUGAAGAGGAAAACGUCAGGCGACCUGUUUGGUUCCGAAAAAACGCCAUCUUUAGAAUGGCAGAUGAGCCUGGAAGAACCGUCAGAAACCGGAGCUUCGUCAAGAGCACCUUCGGAGGCCGCUGGCCAAAUGAUUCCGGUGGUUCAAGGACACACUGCACGAUCUGUAGCGUCAGGCGAGCUCAUUGAAUUUAAACCAUUAUCGCUUGAAUCGAGCGCUGGCGCAGUGGAACCGUCGGAGUAUAUGCCAUCAGAGGUAACCGACGCAGACCAGAGAUUACGAGAUCAUGAUGCAAAGGAGGCUUUCGUGUCCGAAGGAACGACAUCAAUUGAGGGUAGAGCAAGGGUUAAGAAAAAGCAGGCGUCCCUUGCGGACAAAUGGGCAACUCUAAAGGCACCUGAUCAAGUCGUUCCAGCCAUUGAAUAUGUAUCACAGGAAGUACCGUCGCCUGAGUUCAGUGAACAUCUAUUACCAAUUGAGUCAGAUCAAAGUAUUAAAAAAUCAUCGUCAGAAGGGCGAGGGUCUAUUGCGCCUUAUGAAAAAUUUGACAUCAAGCAAGAAGCGCCGGGAGAGCUUAUCGAACUUCAAGGAAUAUCUUCUUCUGAAUGGAAGUCUAAUAUUGAAGAACAAUCAGCGAUUGUCGCCCUUCUAGAUACAGAGAAAGGCACACCUAAACUCGGUUCGUAUGAUGCACAUGAACGCGAAAAGACAUCCACAACAGGGCCGGAAUCGAAAAUUAGCGAGCUACCACAACUAACGCAACUCACAAUUAUGCAGCCACAGCCUGAAGAGAACAGAAAAACCUCAUCAAGUGAGCAAGGAUCAUCAGUAGGAACGUUCUCCAUUGAUGCUCUUUCUGACACACGACCAAAUAUCACGGCGCUCGGCAUCACUACAGCUGAACCAAAAGAAGUGCAACCACUUUUCCUGGCCAGCGCGGUUAAAGAGCCCCUCAUUAGGCCAAUAUUAGAAGAAAACCUUCAAAUAAAAGAAGCACAGUCCGAAUGGUUGGGGAGCCCAUCCCUCGUACCGGCAGAGCAAGAAGCGGAACUGGUUGAGCCACUUCAAGGCAUUCGUGAGCCAGUCUCGGAAACAUCGGAGCAGAUAAAGUUAACCGCAGCAGCAGCGGCACCAGGUGGCGCAAUAACCCCGAUUCAACUCAAACCGGUGGAGGAGUACCCUCCAGAAAAACCAAUACAAGAAAUAUCGGAAAAAGCUUUCUGGCAGCCUUGCACCGCUGCCCCGUCGUCUGAGGUGCCCGCUAUUGAGUUAAAGCCGGAAAAGAGGAGAUCUCUAGAAAAAGCACUACCACCAAGAGGUUUGGCAGAACCUUCUCUCGAACCACAAUCGCCAAUGCCACAAACGAUAGGAAGACUUGCUCAAGAAACCCAUGAGCGACGUGCCGAAGGACCAGUCGAAGAAAAAGACGCUUUAGCCAUCACCGCUGCCCCAUCUUUUGAACUACCUUCCUCUGAGCUAAAGCCAGAGGAAAAGAAACGCUCUCCCAGAAAGCCAUCACAAACGCAAGCAGCGCUUCCUUUUGUGCCAGAAGCAGAAAAGGCAGGACCAGUCGGAUUUGUUGAAAAAUCAAGGCGUGAAGAAAAGCUGCCGUCUGACCCAACAUCGUUCGCGCCAGCUGCACAACUAGCCGCGAUUCAGCAAAUUGCGCAAGAGCGCCCACUGGAGAAGGAAAUGCCACCCGAUAUUUUGAAAGGGCCAUCCUUCGAGGGCCCCUUCGCUGAAGCACCAGCAGAGGAAAUAAUGCCAGGCCUGGAAUUAGCGCCGCCUUCCGUUACAGUGAGUGCCCAGCCGAUGUCACGCAAGGAAAACGAGGAAAUGGUCGAGAACAUUGUUCUUUGCGAGGUAGAGGAACAGAAAGCGCUUAUGGAAACACCCGCUGGCGGAAAAGUGUCAGUUACUGAAAGGUCGCCCGUAUCGGGCAUAGGGGCGGUCGGCCAGUUGGAGCGUGGCGAAAAGAAAGAGGAGCAAUUAGAACAGCUCGUUCUUCCCGAAGUGCACGAACAGGAAGCUGUUGACGAAGCGCUCGAAGAGCAAAACGUUCCCGUUAGCAGGAUGACACUGCUACCCACUGAAGGGGCGUUUGAACCGUUGGAGCACAGAGAAAUGGAAGCAGCGCCAGUUGUUGGAUUUAUUUUUCCCGAUGUGCAGGAACAAGAACCCGUACCUCGAGCACCCACAAAGGAAAAGGUCGCGCUCAUAGAAACGGCACCAGUCUCGAGUGAAGAUACUGUCCAGCAUCCGGCGAUCAUGAGAGAAGUGUCGGGCGAAGAACUCAAUUUACCGGAGGUAAAGGAACUGGAGGUCCUUACGGAGAAAUCUGCCGAGAAAAUGCCAUCACUUCAACUAUCCCCGGAAUUGGCUCAUGUGGCAGUCGUUCCGACGACGUGCAAAGCCAAAGAACAGCCGCAUGUCGAAAAAGUGAUGCUUCUAGAAGAGCAGCCACGGAAAGUCCUCGCUGAAGUAUCUGUCGAGGAAGGAGCUCCAUCUUCCGAAUUGUCAGGGACAUUCGCUGUACCCGCAGUGAAGCCGCUAGCACUUGAGGAAGAUGAACUCCUCCUUCCAGUGGUGCAGGAACAAGAAGCUCUAUCCGAAGCAACUGCAAAAGAAGCACGUUCCAAUGUAGAAGCGGCCGCCGUAUUUCCUCAAGUGAAGUCAGAGCCAACAAUGCACAGAGGAAAGGAGGAGCCGCUCAUCGAAGAACUUCUCUCAGAGGCGAAAGAACAGAAUGCACUUACCGGAAUACCGGCAAAAGAAAGUCUGGCGCUUGAUGAAAUUGCACCUUUAGCCAUUGAGAGAGCAGCUGAGCCGCUUGUGCCCAAGAAAGUGAAAGAGGCGCAAGAAAUUGAAACUUUUCUACCAGAGGUGGAGGAACAAAACCGUCUACCUGAAGUACCACCGGCAGAAAGUGUGCCGAAAAUAGGAAUAACACCAACAUCCGCUGCAGCCGCUGCCGAGCCGCAGGCGGGCAAGAUAGAACACGAGCUGGCCGAAGAAGUUUUUCCAGAUGUACAAGAAGAGGAAGCCGUCAAAGAAACGCACACCGAGGAAAGAGUACCUGUGCAUAAACAUGUGCCUGUAUCAGCUGAAAUGGUGGUCGAGCCGGCGCCACGAAAAGAAAAGGAAGAACCACUGAUAGAAGCAGUCCCUCUUCUAGAAGCCCAGGUAAUGCAGGCGCUGCCGGUAGCAACAGCGGAGACACGUUUAUUUCCGGAGAAAAUGGCACCGGUAGUAGGAGAAGAAGCCACAGGCAAAGAACUCGUCUUUCCCGAGGUUCAGGAAAAGGAAGCACUUGAAGAAGUCGCCUUGAAAGAAUCACCUUUGGUUGAACUGACACAAGUUCCUUCGGUGCCGGUAACCGCUGAAGUGCCACUCAUGCCAGCGCCACAAGAGAUAAUUGAAAGGGUGACAGACCUUGCAAUUCCGGAAGUGCAAGAACAGGAAUCGCUACCCGAAGCAGUGGCAGAAAAGCAAUUAGCAGUCGCUAAAGCGGCACCAGUAUAUGUUGAAGGUUUCGUCGAGCCAAUAGCGCGAGAAGAAAAGGCAGAGGCCGCCGCAGAAGAAUUUGCCCUUCCAACAGUGCAACAACAGGAAGUCGUUCCCGAAAAUUUCCCAGUAGAGGAAGCAGCCCCUAUUUCAAUUGAGCCAGUAUCUACUGCGAUGGCGCCAGAAUUGCUUGAGCAGAAGGAAGGAGAAGAAGCCACAGGCAAAGAGCUCGUCCUUCCCGAGGUUCAGGAAAAGGAAGCACUUGAAGAAGUCGCCUUGAAAGAAUCACCUUUGGUUGAACUGACACAAGUUCCUUCGGUGCCGGUAACCGCUGAAGUGCCACUCAUGCCAGCGCCACAAGAGAUAAUUGAAAGGGUGACAGACCUUGCAAUUCCGGAAGUGCAAGAACAGGAAUCGCUACCCGAAGCAGUGGCAGAAAAGCAAUUAGCAGUCGCUAAAGCGGCACCAGUAUAUGUUGAAGGUUUCGUCGAGCCAAUAGCGCGAGAAGAAAAGGCAGAGGCCGCCGCAGAAGAAUUUGCCCUUCCAACAGUGCAACAACAGGAAGUCGUUCCCGAAAAUUUCCCAGUAGAGGAAGCAGCCCCUAUUUCAAUUGAGCCAGUAUCUACUGCGAUGGCGCCAGAAUUGCUUGAGCAGAAGGAAGGAGAAGAAGCCACAGGCAAAGAGCUCGUCCUUCCCGAGGUUCAGGAAAAGGAAGCACUUGAAGAAGUCGCCUUGAAAGAAUCACCUUUGGUUGAACUGACACAAGUUCCUUCGGUGCCGGUAACCGCUGAAGUGCCACUCAUGCCAGCGCCACAAGAGAUAAUUGAAAGGGUGACAGACCUUGCAAUUCCGGAAGUGCAAGAACAGGAAUCGCUACCCGAAGCAGUGGCAGAAAAGCAAUUAGCAGUCGCUAAAGCGGCACCAGUAUAUGUUGAAGGUUUCGUCGAGCCAAUAGCGCGAGAAGAAAAGGCAGAGGCCGCCGCAGAAGAAUUUGCCCUUCCAACAGUGCAACAACAGGAAGUCGUUCCCGAAAAUUUCCCAGUAGAGGAAGCAGCCCCUAUUUCAAUUGAGCCAGUAUCUACUGCGAUGGCGCCAGAAUUGCUUGAGCAGAAGGAAGGAGAAGAAGCCACAGGCAAAGAACUCGUCUUUCCCGAGGUUCAGGAAAAGGAAGCACUUGAAGAAGUCGCCUUGAAAGAAUCACCUUUGGUUGAACUGACACAAGUUCCUUCGGUGCCAAUAACGGCUGAAGUGCCACUCAUGCCAGCGCCGCAAGAGGAAAUUGAAAGGGUGCCAGACCUUGUAAUUCUGGAAGUGCAAGAACAGGAAUCGCUACCCGAAGCAGUGGCAGAAAAGCAAUUAGCAGUCGCUAAAGCGGCACCAGUAUAUGUUGAAGGUUUCGUCGAGCCAAUAGCGCGAGAAGAAAAGGUAGAGGCCGCCGCAGAAGAAUUUGCCCUUCCAACAGUGCAACAACAGGAAGUCGUUCCCGAAAAUUUCCCAGUAGGGGAAGCAGCCCCUAUUUCAAUUGAGCCAGUAUCUACUGCGAUGGCGCCAGAAUUGCUUGAGCAGAAGGAAGGAGAAGAAGCCACAGACAAAGAGCUCGUCCUUCCCGAGGUUCAGGAAAAGGAAGCACUUGAAGAAGUCGCCUUGAAAGAAUCACCUUUGGUUGAACUGACACAAGUUGCUUCGGUGCCGGUAACCGCUGAAGUGCCACUCAUGCCAGCGCCACAAGAGAAAAUUGAAAGGGUGCCAGACCUUGUAAUUCUGGAGGUGCAAGAACAGGAAUCGCUACCCGAAGCAGUGGCAGAAAAGCAAUUAGCAGUUACUAAAACGGCACCAGUACCUGUUGAAGGUGUCUCCCAGCCGGUUGCACGAGAAAUGGUAAAGGCGGCCGCAGAAGAACCUAUACUUGCGAUGGUGAAGGAACAGGAAACUGAACCUCUUCCAGAGGGAGAAGUGGCUGUUGUCGAAACUGCUCCCUUAUUUACUGCAUCAGCAGCUGAAGUAUUUCCUCGAAAAGAAACAGAAGAGUCCAUUGCUGUGGCACUUCUCCUUCCAGAGGUGCAGGAGCAGGAAUCACUUGCAGUAACACCCGUCAAGGAAAGCAAGCCGAUAUCAGCAGAAAAGGCAGAGCCGAUGGCGCCCAAGGAAGUACUAGAGACGCCGAUAGAAGAACUUCAACUUCCAGAAGUGCAGGAACAGAAAGCCGUUAUUGAAGCGUUUACAGAGGGAAAAGUGGACGUGACAGAAACAGAACCUGUGUCCACUGCAUUGAUGGCCGAGCUUCUCGCAUACAAAAAAGAAGAAGGAGCGAUCGGCGACGAACUUGUCCUUCCCGAGGUGCAGGAAGAGGAAGCGCUGACGGAAACGCCCGUCGAAGGAAAGUUGCUUGUUGAGCCGGCACUUGUGAAAGUCGGUGUUACGGUUCAGCCAAUGGUCCGCAAGGAUAAAGUUUCACAAAUACAAGAUGUCAUCCUUGCAAAGGUCCGUGUUGAAGACGUCCUCGGAGAAGCACCUGUCGAUAAAAUUUCAUUGCAUAAAAUGUCUCUAACAUGCGCUCUACCAGCAUCGCAGACAGUGUCACUAAAAACGGAAGCGCCGGUCAAAAAACACUCCCUUCCUGAUUUGCAGGAACAGGCAACAUUUGCUGCAGCACGUGUGGAUGGAGCAGUUCCGGCUGUAGCUAUGGUACCUCCAUUCACUGAAUCGGGCAUCGAGCGAAUAUCCAGCACUGAAGAGACGCCUGGAAAAGACAUUGUACUGCCCCAGGUACUUGAAGAAGCUGCCAUGCGCGAAGCACCUGCAGAGAAAAUUCUUUCCGGCGCCGAAGCAGCACACGUAAUCACAGCACCGCUUGUAGUACCGGCGUUAGAAAAAGCAAAAGCGCCUGUAGAAGAGUUCGUCCUUCCUGAAGUGCAAGAACAAGAAGCUUUUAUGGUAGUACAUGGUCAAGGAAGAUUUGAUGGUAGUGGAUUAGCAUCAGGUAUGGAAAAGCCACCGGACACAACCCCUUCAGAUUUUGACUUGCGCUCAACAGAACAAGAAGGGCUCACGCAAGGCAUGACAAUCUUCGAGGCACCUGCUCAAGUAACUUCUCCCAAAACACCUGAAGAGGUUAGGGUUCCAGAAAUCACGAUGGUACCUCCGUAUGAACCUGACUUUGUUCCCCUGGUACCAAUAGAAGGGAAACGCUCUUUGUCAGAAGAAUCGAUCGUGCCGGAGUUCCUCGUCGAACCGCCUACCUUUCCUAGUGAAGAGCCUAGUGAAGGUUUCACUCCUCCAGAGCUACCCGAUGAUAUUUCUUCUAAGAAAGUGUUCACGGUAGCAGCGCCCUUUUUCAGGACCAUGACAUUACCUGCAGUCGCUUCAACAAAGGUUAGGUCUGCACUGCAGACAACUCCGCUUAAGGAGCCUCAGGACACGGCAAGACGGCCCACUAAAGUAACACCUUUUAGCACAAAGCCUGCUGAAUCUGCCGCACAGCCAAGAAAGGCACCGGAACUUAAGAAAGUUUCGGAAGAGACAUGGGGAUUAUUCACAUCGGCUGAAGUGAAGACAAGGAUCCCUAGGCCUGAUGAGCAUGAAAUACAGGAAGCAGUGGCUUCUACAGAGCCACACGCCGAAACUUCCGAAGGUGGUAUCAUUGAACUAGCCCCGCAGGAAGACCUGCUGCCAUUGCAAGCUGACGUAUCAGAGGGAAAAUACGCUAAUAUCGACUUUCGAGAGAUGGCACCAGAAGCAGUGCUCGACAAAAGAGAACAAGUUGCGCAAACGUCCGUUUAUGAGCCUGUUAGAGAACAGCCACGCACGUCGGAGGAGCUCAAACUUGUACCAGCCCUGGAAGCGUCUCCAAUUCCAGAAGCCGACAUGGAAGAACUAAUCUCUCGAAAAGAGGUAACACCCUUACUAGUGAAAGGUGCAGAACAGCCGCCGGCUGAAGUUUUCCUGCACGAAAGAGACACGAUCAGUAAGGAGUCACUUCUUCCGGCGGAAACUGAAGCAUAUGUGACUGAAGCAGAGCAGUUGGAGCUUGUUCCCGCACCCGACGAAAUUCCAGUUGAAGAACCGCAAUCAAUACCAACGGUUGCAGACGAAUACGCUGUGUCCCUGGCUUUCCCCGAGACGGUUCUUCAAGCAGGUGCGGAAAACAAGGUGGCCGGUGAAGAUUUAUUCCCUCCAGACUUUGGCGAGGUGCCUGUAACACGUAAAUCGGACUUGAACCUUGUUCCCGAACUUGAAGCAAAUUCCGUCCUUGAAGUUCCUGCGACUCAGACAGCACUUUUGGGAGACACUGGACCCUUCAUAAGUGAAGCGUUUAAAGACGAAGCACCUGUUGAUAUCAUGUUGACCAGAGAUUUUCAGUCAACCACAGAUCAGGUACAACCCUGCAAAGCGUUGUUUGAAGUUCCACUACAGGCAACUACAAUUUGCGAAGAUAACAAAAAAGAAACCCUAGCUACACGUAAACUGUCAGCACAAGAAAAAACAUUGAUUCUCGAGACGCCAGCAGAUAUUGUUAAGCAGGCGGAGGAGAAAGUUAAAGAUAUGGAAACGAGAGCCAUUUUUCCAGAGCAAGAAGUCAUGCCGGAACCUCGCGAGAAAAGGGCACUUGUCGAAAAAGGUAUUUUCCUUCCAGAGGUCAUAGAACAGGAAGCCCUACCGGAAGUUCCUCUGGAAAAAAGAGCUGCAGCCAUUGAACUGCAGGCUGUAGUCAUUGAACGUGCACUCGAGCCUGGGUCACCAAUGGAAAAAGAGAAAUACAUGCAAGAGCUUAUGCUUCCAGAGGUGAAAGAACAGAAAUCCCUACUGGAGGAAGCGGCAGAGGAGAAACCUGUUUCCCUUGAAAUGCAAGGGUUAUUCGCUGAACCUGCUUUAGAGCCAGGGCCAGGGAAAGAAAAACCUGAGGCACCUAUGGAAGAGCUUUCACUUCCAGUAGUUCAUGAACAGGAAGCCAUGCUGGAAGUCUUACUUGGAGUGCCUGCAGAAAGAAGAGGUCAAAUUAUUGAUAUGGCGCGGGUAUAUGGUCGACCUGAAGAACCGUCCGCGAAACGCAAAGAAAAGGCGGACCUUAAGGAACUCGUUCUUCCAGAAGUUCAGCAACAUGCAGCCGUGUCUGAAGCACCUAAAGAGCCGACCAGUGUCUCCGAAGUCACCAAGCCACGGGGACUGUUCGGCGAGCAUGUUGAAUCUCGUACCGCUGAAAUUAUAUUGGAAAGCGAACAAAUAUCCGAAUCAGCAACAGCAGACUUCAAAACAGGCGGCUAUCCCGCAUUGUCGACGUUCGAUCUGUUGGUUAGCUAUAACAAGGAAGUUACAAAGAUGGACCUGCCGAGUGAUGUGCAAAGCCGUCCAACGAGCGCACAGUUCAAGCGCGGUCAAGAAUUCCAAGUAUCUGCUCCCGCAAGGAAAGCAACGCCAUCUUCAGUUAUUGCAAGUUGCCAGAAGUGCGAUGAAAAGAGGAGCAUGGAAAGCGUGUUUUUCCUCACUUCGCCAGAAAGACUGUAUGCCGCAUCGCGGCAUGAAGGAACAGAAGGACACGCUGCGGAAGGGAAAACAGGUUCCGAAGAAAUAUCCGCACAGCCACCUGGUUACGAACUAGAAUACCUCUACAUUCCAGAAUUUAUGACACAAGAAUCAUCUGAGCAAACCUUACUGCAAGAACACAAAGUGUGUGAAGAGGAACUUCCAGCCAUUCACAGGGCAUCUGUAAUCGCUGAACCAGCUGCUCAAGCUGAAGAGCCAGCCAAACUAUUCCACGUGCAGCCUCCCGCUUAUCAACUCGAGUACCUCUACGUGCCAGAGUUCAUGAUGCGAGAAAAACCUCAAGGAGUUCCAGCUGAACAAAAGGGAGAACCUGCGUACGAACGGGAAUACCUUUACGUGCCGGAGUUCAUGACGCACGAAGACCAUGAAGAAGUUCGGGUGGGAGAAGAAGCACCAGCUCCAGAAACAGCAAGAAAGGCCAAAAAACUUGUCAGACCUCCCUCCGGUUAUGGAGUAGAACUAUCCCACAUGGCAAACAUGAUUCCACAAACACCUUAUGCAGAAGUCCCAAAGGAAAAAACGAAAAAGUCUCCUGUCGAAGUUCCCACACCAAAAUGGCCUCAAUACAUCCAAGCACAGCCACCCACUUACGAGCGCGAAUACAUGUACGUGCCAGAAUUCAUGGCACGUGAACAACCUGAAGUAGCACCACCGCGGGAAGCAGAGGAAGCGAGAGCUUUCGAGGCCGUGAGACCAACCGGGGUGCUUUACGUAGAGCCUCCUCCUUACGAAUUGGAGUACAUCCACGUGCCAGAAUUCAUGACGCGAGAGCAACCUAUAGGUGUUCCAGCAAAAGAAAAGGAAGCACCGUUUCCAGAAGAGCCAAAGACGCGCAAAAGGCCAUCUACUAGUUAUGAAAUGGAAUUGCCCUGGGUCGCAAGUAUUGUUACGAAGCCAGCGGCGGAAGUUCCAGAGACAGAAAAAGCGCCUCCUGUCAAAGUUCCCACGAUGGAAGCGCCUGAAUACGCCCAAGCGCAGCCUCCUACUUACGCGCCAGAAUACAUGUACGUGCCAGAAUUCAUGGCACGUGAACAACCUGAAGUAGCACCACCGCGGGAAGUAGAGGAAGCGAGAGCUUUCGAGGCCGUGAGACCAACCGGGGUGCUUCACGUAGAGCCUCCUCCUUACGAAUUGGAGUACAUCCACGUGCCAGAAUUCAUGACGCGAGAGCAACCUAUAGGUGUUCCAGCAAAAGAAAAGGAAGCACCGUUUCCAGAAGAGCCAAAGACGCGCAAAAGGCCAUCUACUGCUUAUGAAAUGGAAUUGCCCUGGGUCGCAAGUAUUGUUACGAAGCCAGCGGCGGAAGUUCCAGAGACAGAAAAAGCGCCUCCUGUCAAAGUUCCCACGAUGGAAGCGCCUGAAUACGCCCAAGCGCAGCCUCCUACUUACGCGCCAGAAUACAUGUACGUGCCAGAAUUCAUGGCACGUGAACAACCUGAAGUAGCACCACCGCGGGAAGUAGAGGAAGCGAGAGCUUUCGAGGCCGUGAGACCAACCGGGGUGCUUUACGUAGAGCCUCCUCCUUACGAAUUGGAGUACAUCCACGUGCCAGAAUUCAUGAUGCGAGAGCAACCUAUAGGUGUUCCAGCAAAAGAAAAGGAAGCACCGUUUCCAGAAGAGCCAAAGACGCGCAAAAGGCCAUCUACUGCUUAUGAAAUGGAAUUGCCCUGGGUCGCAAGUAUUGUUACGAAGCCAGCGGCGGAAGUUCCAGAGACAGAAAAAGCGCCUCCUGUCAAAGUUCCCACGAUGGAAGCGCCUGAAUACGCCCAAGCGCAGCCUCCUACUUACGCGCCAGAAUACAUGUACGUGCCAGAAUUCAUGGCACGUGAACAACCUGAAGUAGCACCACCGCGGGAAGUAGAGGAAGCGAGAGCUUUCGAGGCCGUGAGACCAACCGGGGUGCUUUACGUAGAGCCUCCUCCUUACGAAUUGGAGUACAUCCACGUGCCAAAAUUCAUGACGCGAGAGCAACCUAUAGGUGUUCCAGCAAAAGAAAAGGAAGCACCGUUUCCAGAAGAGCCAAAGACGCGCAAAAGGCCAUCUACUGCUUAUGAAAUGGAAUUGCCCUGGGUCGCAAGUAUUGUUACGAAGCCAGCGGCGGAAGUUCCAGAGACAGAAAAAGCGCCUCCUGUCAAAGUUCCCACGAUGGAAGCGCCUGAAUACGCCCAAGCGCAGCCUCCUACUUACGCGCCAGAAUACAUGUACGUGCCAGAAUUCAUGGCACGUGAACAACCUGAAGUAGCACCACCGCGGGAAGUAGAGGAAGCGAGAGCUUUCGAGGCCAUGAGACCAACUGGAGUGCUUUACGUAGAGCCUCCUUCUUACGAACUGGAGUACCUCCACGUGCCAGAAUUCAUGACGCGAGAGCAACCUAUAGGUGUUCCAGCAAAAGAAAAGGAAGCACCGUUUCCAGAAGAGCCAAAGACGCGCAAAAGGCCAUCUACUGCUUAUGAAAUGGAAUUGCCCUGGGUCGCAAGUAUUGUUACGAAGCCAGCGGCGGAAGUUCCAGAGACAGAAAAAGCGCCUCCUGUCAAAGUUCCCACGAUGGAAGCGCCUGAAUACGCCCAAGCGCAGCCUCCUACUUACGCGCCAGAAUACAUGUACGUGCCAGAAUUCAUGGCACGUGAACAACCUGAAGUAGCACCACCGCGGGAAGUAGAGGAAGCGAGAGCUUUCGAGGCCGUGAGACCAACCGGGGUGCUUUACGUAGAGCGUCCUCCUUACGAAUUGGAGUACAUCCACGUGCCAGAAUUCAUGACGCGAGAGCAACCUAUAGGUGUUCCAGCAAAAGAAAAGGAAGCACCGUUUCCAGAAGAGCCAAAGACGCGCAAAAGGCCAUCUACUGCUUAUGAAAUGGAAUUGCCCUGGGUCGCAAGUAUUGUUACGAAGCCAGCGGCGGAAGUUCCAGAGACAGAAAAAGCGCCUCCUGUCAAAGUUCCCACGAUGGAAGCGCCUGAAUACGCCCAAGCGCAGCCUCCUACUUACGCGCCAGAAUACAUGUACGUGCCAGAAUUCAUGGCACGUGAACAACCUGAAGUAGCACCACCGUGGGAAGCAGAGGAAGCGAGAGCUUUCGAGGCCGUGAGACCAACCGGAGUGCUUUACGUAGAGCCUCCUCCUUACGAACUGGAGUACCUCCACGUGCCAGAAUUCAUGACGCGAGAGCAACCUAUAGGUGUUCCAGCAAAAGAAAAGGAAGCACCGUUUCCAGAAGAGUCAAAAAAGACGCGCAAAAGGCCAUCUACUGCUUAUGAAAUGGAAUUGCCCUGGGUCGCAAGUAUUGUUACGAAGCCAGCGGCGGAAGUUCCAGAGACAGAAAAAGCGCCUCCUGUCAAAGUUCCCACGAUGGAAGCGCCUGAAUACGCCCAAGCGCAGCCUCCUACUUACGCGCCAGAAUACAUGUACGUGCCAGAAUUCAUGGCACGUGAACAACCUGAAGUAGCACCACCGCGGGAAGCAGAGGAAGCGAGAGCUUUCGAGGCCGUGAGACCAACCGGAGUGCUUUACGUAGAGCCUCCUCCUUACGAACUGGAGUACCUCCACGUGCCAGAAUUCAUGACGCGAGAACAACCUAUAGGUGUUCCAGCAGAAGAAAAGGUAGCACCGUUUCCAGAAGAGCCAAAGAAACGCAAAAGGCCUUCUACUGGUUAUGGAGUGGAAAUACCUUGGGUCGCAAGUAUUGUUACGAAGCCAGCGGCGGAAGUUCCACAGAAAGAAAAAGCGCCUCCAGUCAAAGUUCCCACGAUGGAAGCGCCUGAAUAUGCCCAAGCGCAGCCUCCUACUUACGCGCCAGAAUACAUGUACGUGCCAGAAUUCAUGGCACGUGAACAACCUCAAGUAGCACCACCGCGGGAAGUAGAGGAAGCGAGAGCUUUCGAGGCCGUGAGACCAACCGGAGUGCUUUACGUAGAGCCUCCUCCUUACGAACUGGAGUACCUCCACGUGCCAGAAUUCAUGACGCGAGAACAACCUAUAGUUGUUCCAGCAGAAGAAAAGGUAGCACCGUUUCCAGAAGAGCCAAAGAAGCGCAAAAGGCCUUCUACUGGUUAUGGAGUGGAAAUACCUUGGGUCGCAAGUAUUGUUACGAAGCCAGCGGCGGAAGUUCCACAGAAAGAAAAAGCGCCUCCAGUCAAAGUUCCCACGAUGGAAACGCCUGAAUACGCCCAAGCGCAGCCUCCUACUUACGCGCCAGAAUACAUGUACGUGCCAGAAUUCAUGGCACGUGAACAACCUGAAGUAGCACCACCGCCGGAAGUAGAGGAAGCGAGAGCUUUCGAGGCCGUGAGACCAACCGGAGUGCUUUACGUAGAGCCUCCUUCUUACGAACUGGAGUACCUCCACGUGCCAGAAUUCAUGACGCGAGAACAACCUAUAGGUGUUCCAGCAGAAGAAAAAGAAGCGCCGUUUCCAGAAAAGCCAAAGACGCGCAAAAGGCCUCCUACUGGUUAUGAAAUGGAAUUGCCCUGGGUCGCAAGUAUUGUUACGAAGCCAGCGGCGGAAGUUCCACAGAAAGAAAAGGAGCCUACUGUCAAAGUUCCCACGAUGGAAGCGCCUGAAUACGUCCAAGCACAGCCUCCCACUUACGCGCCAGAGUACAUGUAUGUGCCAGAAUUCAUGGCACGUGAACCAACUGAAGUAGCACCACCGCGGGAAGUAGAGGAAGCGAGAGCUUUCGAGGCCGUGAGACCAACCGGAGUGCUUUACGUAGAGCCUCCUUCUUACGAACUGGAGUACCUCCACGUGCCAGAAUUCAUGACGCGAGAACAACCUAUAGGUGUUCCAGCAGAAGAAAAAGAAGCGCCGUUUCCAGAAAAGCCAAAGACGCGCAAAAGGCCUCCUACUGGUUAUGAAAUGGAAUUGCCCUGGGUCGCAAGUAUUGUUACGAAGCCAGCGGCGGAAGUUCCACAGAAAGAAAAGGAGCCUACUGUCAAAGUUCCCACGAUGGAAGCGCCUGAAUACGUCCAAGCACAGCCUCCCACUUACGCGCCAGAGUACAUGUAUGUGCCAGAAUUCAUGGCACGUGAACCAACUGAAGUAUCACCACCGCGGGAAGUAGAGGAAGCGAGAGCUUUCGAGGCCGUGAGACCAACCGGAGUGCUUUACGUAGAGCCUCCUUCUUACGAACUGGAGUACCUCCACGUGCCAGAAUUCAUGACGCGAGAACAACCUAUAGGUGUUCCAGCAGAAGAAAAAGAAGCGCCGUUUCCAGGAAAGCCAAAGACGCGCAAAAGGCCUCCUACUGGUUAUGAAAUGGAAAUACCCUGGGUCGCAAGUAUUGUUACGAAGCCAGCGGCGGAAGUUCCACAGAAAGAAAAAGCGCCUCCUGUCAAAGUCCCAAAGAUGGAAGCGCCUGAAUACGUCCAAGCACAGCCUCCCACUUACGCGCCAGAGUACAUGUAUGUGCCAGAAUUCAUGGCACGUGAACAACCUGAAGUAGCACCACCGCGGGAAGUAGAGGAAGGGAGAGCAUUCGAGGCCGUGAGACCAACCGGAGUGCUUUACGUAGAGCCUCCUUCUUACGAACUGGAGUACCUCCACGUGCCAGAAUUCAUGACGCGAGAACAACCUAUAGGUGUUCCAGCAGAAGAAAAGGAAGCACCGUUUCCAGAAAAGCCAAAGACGCGCAAAAUGCUAUUGAUGCCUUCUACUGGUUAUGAAAUGGAAUUGCCCUGGGUCGCAAGUAUUGUUACGAAGCCAGCGGCGGAAGUUCCACAGAAAGAAAAAGCGCCUCCUGUCAAAGUCCCAAAGAUGGAAGCGCCUGAAUACGUCCAAGCACAGCCUCCCACUUACGCGCCAGAGUACAUGUAUGUGCCAGAAUUCAUGGCACGUGAACAACAUGAAGUAGCACCACCGCGGGAAGUAGAGGAAGGGAGAGCAUUCGAGGCCGUGAGACCAACCGGAGUGCUUUACGUAGAGCCUCCUUCUUACGAACUGGAGUACCUCCACGUGCCAGAAUUCAUGACGCGAGAACAACCUAUAGGUGUUCCAGCAGAAGAAAAGGAAGCACCGUUUCCAGAAAAGCGAAAGACGCGCAAAAUGCUAUUGAUGUCUUCUACUGGUUAUGAAAUGGAAUUGCCCUGGGUCGCAAGUAUUGUUACGAAGCCAGCGGCGGAAGUUCCACAGAAAGAAAAAGCGCCUCCUGUCAAAGUCCCAACGAUGGAAGCGCCUGAAUACGUCCAAGCACAGCCUCCCACUUACGCGCCAGAGUACAUGUAUGUGCCAGAAUUCAUGGCACGUGAACAACCCGAAGUAGCACCACCGCGGGAAGUAGAGGAAGCGAGAGCUUUCGAGGCCGUGAGACCAACCGGAGUGCUUUACGUAGAGCCUCCUCCUUACGAACUGGAGUACCUCCACGUGCCAGAAUUCAUGACGCGAGAACAACCUAUAGGUGUUCCAGCAGAAGAAAAGCUAGCACCGUUUCCAGAAGAGCCAAAGACGCGAAAAAGGCCUUCUACUGGUUAUGGAGUGGAAAUACCUUGGGUCGCAAGUAUUGUUACGAAGCCAGCGGCGGAAGUUCCACAGAAAGAAAAAGCGCCUCCAGUCAAAGUUCCCACGAUGGAAACGCCUGAAUACGCCCAAGCGCAGCCUCCUACUUACGCGCCAGAAUACAUGUACGUGCCAGAAUUCAUGGCACGUGAACAACCUGAAGUAGCACCACCGCCGGAAGUAGAGGAAGCGAGAGCUUUCGAGGCCGUGAGACCAACUGGAGUGCUUUACGUAGAGCCUCCUCCUUACGAACUGGAGUACCUCCACGUGCCAGAAUUCAUGACGCGAGAACAACCUAUAGGUGUUCCAGCAGAAGAAAAGGUAGCACCGUUUCCAGAAGAGCCAAAGAAACGCAAAAGGCCUUCUACUAGUUAUGGAGUGGAAAUACCUUGGGUCGCAAGUAUUGUUACGAAGCCAGCGGCGGAAGUUCCACAGAAAGAAAAAGCGCCUCCAGUCAAAGUUCCCACGAUGGAAGCGCCUGAAUACGCCCAAGCGCAGCCUCCUACUUACGCGCCAGAAUACAUGUACGUGCCAGAAUUCAUGGCACGUGAACAACCUGAAGUAGCACCACCGCGGGAAGUAGAGGAAGCGAGAGCUUUCGAGGCCGUGAGACCAACUGGAGUGCUUUACGUAGAGCCUCCUCCUUACGAACUGGAGUACCUCCACGUGCCAGAAUUCAUGACGCGAGAACAACCGAUAGGUGUUCCAGCAGAAGAAAAAGAAGCAUCGUUUCCAGAAAAGCCAAAGACGCGCAAAAUGCCUUCUACUGGUUAUGAAAUGGAAUUGCCCUGGGUCGCAAGUAUUGUUACGAAGCCAGCGGCGGAAGUUCCCCAGAAAGAAAAGGAGCCUACUGUCAAAGUUCCCACGAUGGAAGCGCCUGAAUACGUCCAAUCACAACCUCCUACUUACGCGCCAGAAUACAUGUACGUGCCAGAAUUCAUGGCACGUGAACCACCUGAAGUAGCACCACCGCGGGAAGUAGAGGAAGCGAGAGCUUUCGAGGCCGUGAGACCAACCGGAGUGCUUUACGUAGAGCCUCCUUCUUACGAACUGGAGUACCUCCACGUGCCAGAAUUCAUGACGCGAGAACAACCUAUAGGUGUUCCAGCAGAAGAAAAAGAAGCGCCGUUUCCAGAAAAGCCAAAGACGCGCAAAAGGCCUCCUACUGGUUAUGAAAUGGAAUUGCCCUGGGUCGCAAGUAUUGUUACGAAGCCAGCGGCGGAAGUUCCACAGAAAGAAAAGGAGCCUACUGUCAAAGUUCCCACGAUGGAAGCGCCUGAAUACGUCCAAGCACAGCCUCCCACUUACGCGCCAGAGUACAUGUAUGUGCCAGAAUUCAUGGCACGUGAACCAACUGAAGUAGCACCACCGCGGGAAGUAGAGGAAGCGAGAGCUUUCGAGGCCGUGAGACCAACCGGAGUGCUUUACGUAGAGCCUCCUUCUUACGAACUGGAGUACCUCCACGUGCCAGAAUUCAUGACGCGAGAACAACCUAUAGGUGUUCCAGCAGAAGAAAAAGAAGCGCCGUUUCCAGAAAAGCCAAAGACGCGCAAAAGGCCUCCUACUGGUUAUGAAAUGGAAUUGCCCUGGGUCGCAAGUAUUGUUACGAAGCCAGCGGCGGAAGUUCCACAGAAAGAAAAGGAGCCUACUGUCAAAGUUCCCACGAUGGAAGCGCCUGAAUACGUCCAAGCACAGCCUCCCACUUACGCGCCAGAGUACAUGUAUGUGCCAGAAUUCAUGGCACGUGAACCAACUGAAGUAGCACCACCGCGGGAAGUAGAGGAAGCGAGAGCUUUCGAGGCCAAUUCAUGA
This is a messenger RNA of Dermacentor albipictus, 20972 nucleotides long. NCBI's taxonomy places the organism in Eukaryota, Metazoa, Arthropoda, Arachnida, Ixodida, Ixodidae. The record is from RefSeq and is a predicted model, not a curated record.